GCGAGAUGCUAGUCUAGCUUUUUCUUGCUUGUCUUUUUCCGACACACAGUCAGUCCCCUCCUCCUCUACACUGACCACUGACCAGCUCGCCACCGCCCAAUCCACCGCCGGCGACAGAUCGAAGAUCGAUCUCUCCGCCGGCUCCUAAGCAGUACCGCCUCGGUCAGAGCUACUUCCUUCUGCUUACUCAGCGGCUUCGCCACCGGCAGUACUAUCUCGCGGCCGGCGAGCUUCCCGCCGACUCCAGUUCAAACCCGGCAGGCCAUAUGUCAACGGAAUGGGAGGGAGCAGAGGUCAAGAAACCCCUCCUGGUGACUGGGGAUCACAGAGCCUCUUCAAUUUGGGUGGUCGUUGUCAGCACCGCCAUCGCCGUUUGUGGAUCCUUCGUGUUCGGUAUCUCGGUGGGCUACUCAUCGCCAUCUCAAGAGGGCAUCAUGCAUGAUCUUCAUCUUUCUAUAGCUGAGUAUUCCGUCUUUGGCUCAAUAUUAACCAUUGGAGCAAUGCUGGGCGCUAUUUUCAGUGGUACCAUAGCAGACAGAGUUGGUCGAAAAUGCGCAAUGGCAAUAUCAGAUGUGUUCUGCAUUGCUGGAUAUCUCUUUAUAGUCUUUUCUAAGAAUUUUUUGUGGCUUUACCUUGGAAGGCUCUCAAUUGGAUGCGGAAUUGGCCUGUUUUCAUAUGUGGUCCCAGUCUAUAUAUCAGAGGUAACUCCCAAGAAUCUUAGAGGACGUUUUGCAGCUGUAAACCAGCUGAUGAUAUGUUGUGGGGCGUCCCUUGCCUAUGCUCUGGGGACUUUUAUCACCUGGCGUACCUUGGCAAUCAUCGGAGUGACACCAUGUUUACUGCAACUCGUUGGCCUUCUUGUGAUUCCUGAAUCUCCCAGAUGGCUGGCUAAGAUCGGACAUCCCGGUGCACUCGAGGAAGCGUUACAGAAGCUAAGGGGAAAAGAAACUGAUAUCUCUGAAGAGGCAGAAGAAAUCAAAGAUUUCACAGAAAAGAUUCAGCACCUCCCACAGUCAAAGAUAUGGGACCUGUUUCAGAAGGAUUACAUUCAUGCUGUCACCGUCGGUGUUGGGCUAAUGGUCCUUCAACAGUUUGGGGGAGUGAAUGCAAUCUGCUUCUAUGCCAGUGAGAUAUUUGUUUCAGCUGGUUUCGCAUCAGGGAACAUGGGGAUGCUCGCUAUGGUUGCGGUUCAGGUUCCGAUGACGACACUUGGAGUGCUUCUUUUGGACAAGGCUGGAAGGAGGCCACUUCUAAUCGUCUCUGCAGCUGGGACAUGCCUCGGUUGCCUACUAGUUGGCGUGUCAUUUCUAUCCAAGGAACAUCAUUGGGCUAAGGACCUGAACGUGGUACUUGCUUUGGCGGGAAUUCUGGUCUUCACUGGAUCUUUCUCACUUGGUAUGGGUGGAAUACCAUGGGUUAUAAUGUCAGAGAUCUUUCCCAUACACAUGAAAGGAACAGCAGGGAGCCUCGUGACCUUAGUGAGCUGGCUCGGCUCGUGGAUCAUCUCUUAUGCCUUCAAUUUCCUCCUGCUGUGGAGCUCCUACGGCACAUUUUUCAUGUUCGCGAGCAUCUGCGGGCUGACCGUUUUAUUUGUGGCGCGGCUGGUGCCGGAGACGAAAGGAAGGACCCUGGAAGAGAUCCAAGCGUCCAUGAACUCGUCCUUGGCACCAGUUCCUUCUGGGAUUGACCGAAUUGCAUAGACUAAAAUACAUGGCUAGUUUCCUCUCCAGGUUGCGUUUCAUUUUGAAUCUUGUUAGUUUCAGGAGUGCCGGUCUGAGAUACUGUAUUUUUUUUAGUAUAUGCAUGAUUCAUAUAUCAUCAAGAUUUGUAUAUGGCUUACCUAAAAAAAAAAUUUAUAUGGCUGAUCGUGGGAUACUGUAAUAUUCGUUGUACAAGUAACACAGAUAGUGCGUUAAUGCAAGGGACCUCAUGUACAUCUCCUUUAAGAUAUA
Lolium perenne is the source of this 1952-nucleotide messenger RNA. Its product is annotated as sugar transporter ERD6-like 5. Gene Ontology annotation, cellular component: membrane. The record is from RefSeq and is a predicted model, not a curated record. Gene Ontology annotation, molecular function: sugar transmembrane transporter activity. Gene Ontology annotation, biological process: carbohydrate transport; transmembrane transport. Lineage: Eukaryota; Viridiplantae; Streptophyta; Magnoliopsida; Poales; Poaceae.